CGGCGUGGUUGACGUACUAAGCGGCGGUCUGACCGCUGGGUCGUUGGCCCGGACAAACAUGGCUGCGCUGAAGUUCUGCGCUAACAUUUCGUGGCUGUUUACGGAGCUUCCGGACUUCAGCAGCCGGAUCUCCGCGGCUGCUUCUGCGGGCUUUCAGGCUGUGGAGGCGGCCUGGCUCUACGACUCCGACCUGGCGGAGCUGCAGGAGGCCAAGGAGGCUGCAGGAGUGGAGGUGGUCCUCCUCAACACCCCAGCAGGAGACCUGCAGGCAGGAGAUCUGGGACUGGGGGCGGUUCCUGGGAGGGAGCAGGACUUCAGACACGGUCUGGACCUGUCUGUGAAGUAUGCCAGAGCCCUGGACUGCAAGAGGAUCCACCUGAUGGCAGGAAGGAUCCCCGCCGGCGCUUCCAGGUCAGCCGUCUGCAGGGAAAUGGAGGAGGUGUUUGUUCAGAAUCUACGCUAUGCAGCAGAGAUCCUCUCCAAGGAAGGGAUCACUGGGCUGAUUGAGCCAAUCAACAGCAGGAUCACCGACCCCCGCUACUUCCUGGACUCGCCUCAUCAAGCUGCAGCGAUCCUGGAGAAGGUGGGAAAGCCCAACAUCCAGCUCCAGAUGGACCUUUAUCACUGGCAGAUCAUGGAUGGAAACCUGACCCAGAACAUUCACAAGUAUUUCCCCAUCAUUGGUCACGUUCAGAUCGCUCAGGUCCCCGGCAGGAAUGAACCCGACAGCGACGGAGAGCUGAGCUUCGGCUACCUGUUCAGGACGCUGGAGAAGCUGGGCUACCGAGGCUACCUGGGCUGUGAAUACAGGCCGUCAGAGUCCACAGAGAAGAGUCUGGGCUGGAUCAGACGAUACUGGGCCCAGUAACCAUGGGGACCGCAUCGCCUUCCAGAUGAAGAGAAAGGAUUUCCCCAUAAAAUGUCUGUUUUAUUAAAUGUGAGAUAAAAUGAUGACCCAGUAAAUAUUGUUGGAUCCUCCCUCCUGGUUC
Messenger RNA from Cyprinodon variegatus (sheepshead minnow), 989 nucleotides. It is a transcript of the gene hyi, whose product is annotated as hydroxypyruvate isomerase (putative). Gene Ontology annotation, molecular function: hydroxypyruvate isomerase activity. Lineage: Eukaryota; Metazoa; Chordata; Actinopteri; Cyprinodontiformes; Cyprinodontidae. Gene Ontology annotation, biological process: glyoxylate metabolic process. The transcript has 8 exons. The record is from RefSeq and is a predicted model, not a curated record. Bases 59 to 868 code for a protein of 269 amino acids.